UGCGCUGCAGUGCGUGCAGCAUCAGAUCCGCUCGCUGUGGAGACGAUGGGUGUGUGAGGCUGAGGUACAUCGCGUAAUCUCACUAAAUAAACCUGAGAAGUUAAAGCGACUGUACAGCUGCCUCUCCACCGGAGAGGAGGAGGUGGUUUGGUUGCUGGACGGGCUCUCUGUACGGAGCGGGUCGGGGGUCAUGGCGCGGGACUAUGAUUACCUCUUCAAGCUGCUCAUCAUCGGUGACAGCGGUGUAGGCAAAAGUAGUUUACUGCUGAGGUUUGCUGACAACACCUUUUCAGGUAGCUACAUCACCACAAUUGGUGUGGACUUUAAAAUUCGGACGGUGGAAAUCAAUGGAGAGAAAGUCAAGUUGCAGAUCUGGGAUACAGCCGGACAGGAGAGGUUUCGUACCAUCACCUCAACGUACUACAGAGGCACACACGGCGUUAUUGUGGUAUAUGAUGUCAGCAGCGCGGAGUCGUUUGUAAACGUCAAACGUUGGCUUCAUGAAAUCAAUCAAAACUGUGACGAUGUUUGUCGAAUAUUAGUGGGAAAUAAGAACGACGACCCCGCCUCUAAAGUGGUGGAGACCAACGACGCGCAGAAGUUUGCCGAGCAGAUGGGGAUCCACCUGUUCGAGACCAGCGCCAAGGAGAACGUCAACGUUGAGGAUAUGUUUAAUUGCAUCACAGAGCUCGUACUGAAGGCCCGCAAAGAAUCGGUGGCCAAACAGCAGCAACAGCAGCAGAACGAGGUGGUCAAACUCGGCAAGAGCAACAAACGCAAGAAGAAAUGCUGUUGAUGGACUCGACAGACACAGUCUCACGCUUGCCACUGAACUGACGAGAGCCGGAGAACUUAACACCCUUAAACCAACCCAAGAGAGAGACAGAUCAUCUGUAGAGAUUUACUAACCGUGAGCCCAUUUUGCAGACUCGAGUAUUUUACUAGAAAUGGAUUAACGGUGCAUACGUCCCCCUUCAUCUUUCCCCGAAGACGUUCGGAAUGCCGCAGCCACUAGAUUUUUUAAUUGGAGAAUGACACGUUUUUGUCCACUGUUUAAGUGGCGUCGAUGCCAAACCUGCAUUGUGAAUAAUGUGGCAUUCAGUCUGACAUUGGAAUAACAGAAGAGAAACGUUAUCAUGGUUUCAUGCUCCUGUGAUUGUCAGUGGUUACGGACAGGUGUGGAGAUCACGUGCGCUGCUCCGUCAGUUACCCAGAGACUCUUGUUUUGCCUUCUGCUUUAUUUCUGUCUUUCAUUUUUGUAAAAUUGUAUUUUUUUACUAACAAAAUAUACAAUCAAACACAGUAGUGUUUAGUAGAUAUUGUGCCAUAGACUGAACAUUGUUGUAUUUGCAGAUGAAUUAAUGGACCUCUGUGCAUUGACACACAGUCGGACCUGAUGUGUAUAUUGAAAAAAAUGUUUUAUACAUAAAAUAAGAUGCCCGAGAUGCUACAGUUAUAGAGGAAUAAUUUUGUCAUCAUUUACAGACCCGCGUGUCGUUCCAAACCUACAUGACGUUCUUCAUUUGAUGCAUUGGAAAAGAUGUUGAUACAAUAAAAGCAAACCGUGACCAGCAGCUGUCAAACUCCAUGUGUUUGGCAGUAUUAUUCAGACUCAUAUUACUGUCAAUAUUUCUUCACACUUCUGCAUGUGCAUUGCAUUCACUUAGAAAGUUGUAUGGGUUUUAAAUGACCUGAGGGUGAGUAAAUGAUGACCAUUUUAACAUAAACUAACCGUUUAAAGUUUUCCUUGGAUAUUUUGAGCUUCCAGGAUGCCCGGUUUUCCAUGUCAAAAGAGGAACCCGAUAGGAAAGUUCACUGCUGUUGUUAAUGUGACUCCUCAGAUCUUACUCACAGGUGCCAGCAUUGCUGCUGUUUUUAAGGUUAAAGUGAUGCGGACCUGCAUUUGAAAUUAUGGUGACAUACAGCUUAUUCCUUCAGUUUGCACACGUAUUGGGAGAGAAAUUAUAGAGCAGACCGUCACCGUGAACCUGCAGCAAACCCUUAUCCAACCAUCAUUGUGUUCAUAUCAGGGUCUAUAUAAUGCACCUACACAUGACAUGCAUGUUUGCAUAUGGACACUGACACAUGCAUCUGUUUGUGUAAGUGAAAUGAUCUGGUGUACACUGGAAAAUAUUCAUUGUUUCACCACAAAUCUAAUGAUAAUAAAAAUUUUAAGAGAACAA
Molecule: messenger RNA, 2183 nt
Organism: Misgurnus anguillicaudatus (oriental weatherfish)
Lineage: Eukaryota; Metazoa; Chordata; Actinopteri; Cypriniformes; Cobitidae
Gene: rab35a
Product: RAB35, member RAS oncogene family a
Molecular function (GO): GTP binding; GTPase activity
Source: RefSeq, a predicted model, not a curated record